GCUCGACACUCUUGAAAAUUGUCUUCUUUCUGCCCACCCAACAGCCAUCCUGAUUGGGGAAAAAGGCAUCGUUCAGAAGAAUUAAGAAAACUCCGAAUCGGCUGCCUGAUCUUCAGACAUAUAAAAGGAGGUUUGAUUUGAUAAGCCCGUUUCCGGCACCGGGGCUGGGAGACGUGUGGAAGCGAUCGGUCGGAGGAGCUUUAGGGAUAAGUCAAACUUGUCCCCCCACCUACCAUAGAUGCCGGAGGAGGACUUGGUGGACAUAAAGUUCAGGCUGUACGAUGGCACCGAUAUGGGCCCGUUUCGGUACUCUUCUGCCUCCACCGUCGAUAUGCUUAAGCAAAGGGUUGUCUCCGAUUGGCCCAAAGGUAAAACAAUCAUGCCAAAGGCAGCGAAUGAAGUGAAACUGAUUACUUCCGGCAAAAUCUUGGAAAACAACAAGUCCGUCGGUCAGUGUAGAAUGCCUUUUGCUGAUAAUGGCGGGGGUGUUGUUAUAAUGCACGUUGUCGUACAGCCUUCUUUGGCAAAGACUAAAACAGAAAAGAAGAUUGAAGAUUCAUCUCGGAAGAUUGUCUGCUCGUGUUCCAUACUGUGAAAGCAAACUGUGAGGGGUUGGUGAACAGUUUACCCUUGUAUCCAAACUUUAGCUGCAGAAGAAGCAUUCUGUGUCUGUUGCGGCCUUCAUCGAUUACAAGUUUAUGUUGUUGAUGAUGUGUUCAUUAAAAAGCUGUGUAGUUGAUGACCCUAAAGUUGUCUUUCCAGCUGAAGGUUUGAAAGGGUUGGCAGCAUCCACUGGCGGCCUCUGAUUUCUACUACUAUGGAUUAAGCACUUUCUUUUGUUUUCUUUUUAAUAUUUCCUCUGGCCUUUUCCCGUGUCAUUUCAAAUCCGUUCUUGAGUCUGUCUGAAAGAUUGUCAUAGUACCGCAAAGCUGUAUACAUCUGUCUAUGUAACGACGACGUCUGAAAUGAAAUUUCAAUGAGAAACGUCCGUCUGGUGAAGCUUCGAUUCUUUUUAUCGUCGGUUUUGUUCUGAGAAUGAUUUAAGAUUGAUGAUCAAGGAUUUAUUUUUCCUUA
This is a messenger RNA of Juglans regia (Persian walnut), 1074 nucleotides long. Its product is annotated as membrane-anchored ubiquitin-fold protein 3-like. NCBI's taxonomy places the organism in Eukaryota, Viridiplantae, Streptophyta, Magnoliopsida, Fagales, Juglandaceae. The transcript is spliced from 4 exons. Gene Ontology annotation, molecular function: protein binding. The coding region runs from base 239 to 595 and encodes 118 amino acids. The record is from RefSeq and is a predicted model, not a curated record.